Molecule: messenger RNA, 4836 nt
Organism: Thunnus maccoyii (southern bluefin tuna)
Lineage: Eukaryota; Metazoa; Chordata; Actinopteri; Scombriformes; Scombridae
Exons: 2
Coding region: 1463-4831 (1122 amino acids)
Biological process (GO): proteolysis
Molecular function (GO): aspartic-type endopeptidase activity; RNA-DNA hybrid ribonuclease activity; nucleic acid binding
Source: RefSeq, a predicted model, not a curated record
UCCACAGUUGGGAGAUGUGGCUCCUCCCAGUGAGCAACAAUAUCACCCACAGCUGGGAGAAGGAGCUGUAGGAGGAGCUGUAGGAGAGGUAUUUAUAGAAUCAGAGGAAAGUAAAGGAGCUGCUGUAGUGUCACCUAUCAGCCGUCCCCCUCCACCAUAUGCUGGGUUGCUGGAGCAAGCCAUGAAACCACCAACACUAACACCUCAGAGAACACCACGUCUUUGUGCUGCUGAAUGGUUGACUCCAAUGGUGGUGAGGAGAAAAACAAGUUUCAAUCCAGGUGGCUUAGCUAUGACAAGGUCAGGAACUGUUUAUCAGCCCACAAUGUCAGCUUCAACAUUGGAUCUUCCGUCUGCUGCUCCAGAGGAGGGAGCAUGUGGAGGUGCUUUUGGAGACACAUUUCUUGGCCCAAUGAUAGAAUGCCCUAAUGGAGCUGGGGGUGUACAGCAUGUUUAUAGACCAUGGAAGAUAACAGAAUUGCAGGCUAUCAUUGACAAACUCCCAGACCCUAAGAAUAAUGGAAAAGUCUUUGCAGACGCUUUGGCAAAGAUGGUAAUACAGUGUAAACCCACUGCUGCUGAAUUGGAGCACGUUUGUGCUACUAAGAUGGGUCUUGCCUGGGGAGAAGUUAAGCCUGCUAAUUGGGAUCCAGCUGCCCCAUGGACUGUUGCAAAUGGCGCCCCUUAUCAAACGCAGCUGGCAGCUUUGUGUCAAGCAUUGGUGACACAAUUUAAACCAGUCAUAAAUAUGACAACUGUAAAUGCAUGUGUGCAAAAACCAGAAGAAUCAUUUGAUGAUUAUUUCUUCAGAAAGCUCCAAGUUUUUAACACACAUAGUGGAAAUGAACAACCAGCUAACACUGUCGAUGAUACUGUGUGGGAAAGACAGUUUGUACAGGCCUUGGUGGAUGGUCUGUCUCCGGAAGUGAGAGCUAUUUUCGUCAGACACUGUGUGGCAUGGCAAACUGCCAGAUUGAAUGACAUUAAAAGAUAUUGCAUACAUGCUGAGACUGUUCUUCAGGAUGAAAGAAACCAGCAAAAGAAGAAAUCUAAAGUAGUGGCUGAAAGAUUGCAGAUGGUUCAGAUGGCUUAUUAUGCUCCACCUGUAAGAGGCAGAGGUCGAGGACGAGGAAGAGGUAGAGGCUUCUCCUUUAACAAUAGAGAUGGAAGCGAGGCCUGUUGGAAGUGUGGCCAAAUGGGCCACUGGGCCAGAGACUGUCCUGUUGCAAUGUCGGAGGAAUGGGAUGGUGGACAAGGAGUGGCACGUCCUCCACCUGGCAAUGUGUCUGUGAAUAGACCAUUUGGAAGAAGGAAUCAACUAUCACAGAGAACAUGACUGUCUGAGCAAGUCUCGAAUCCUUCUAUUAUUCAGGAGAAGGAGAGUGAAAAACCUCAAAUAAAUAAUUCUGAAAACUCUGAUCUAUUUUACCUUUCUCUUUGCUUCAAGUCUAAAGAACUUCCAAUGUUUAAAAUCACAGUCCACGGCACCACCUAUGAAAUGCUGGCUGACACAGGAGCUACUGAAUCAACAUUAAGAUCGGCAACAGAAGCUUUCCAUUUGUCUCAAAAAAUUAAGACUUGCAUUGGAGUCUCCGGAACACCUAUAAAGUGUAAGGUGACCAAACUGUGUCCAGUAGAAUGUGAGGAAUUUGGUGUUUCAAAAAUACAGCAUUCAUUUGUCAUUGUCCCAGAGUGUCCGGUGAAUUUGGCAGGAAGAGAUUUGUUAUGUGCUUUGGGCUUGACUAUUGAGUGCACAGAAAAAGGUUUAGUGUUGAAAAAAUCUGAUCAUUGUGACGAAACUUUGGCUGUUAUGGUGUGUCACUCCCCAGCUGUUGAGUAUUGUUGGAGCAUAGACCCUUCUUCAGUUGCGCAGGAAUUGCAUGAUUUUGUUAAGACUCAUAGUGAUGAAAUGUUUUUUAGACAGGAUUUAUGCAGCUAUAAGUGUGUGUCACAUGUAACAUAUGAAGGUGUAGAUGAACAGUUUAAGGAAGAGUGGAACAGACAAAUACAAGAGGAAAGGUUGCAUGGUAAUGGUAUUGUGGUCACAGAGGAUUUUGUUGUUUUGCUUGUUGAUCUAAAUGAAAUGCAGAGGAAAGUGUUUCGGAAGAUUGGUGUCCCUUAUGUUGUUUUGGCCAGUUCGCCAGCGCUUUCAGAUUAUGAUGUAGGGAUGGUAUUACAAGGCAUGGAUGUGUCCUGUUGUGACACUAAGUUAGCUACAGGCCAGAAGGUGAACUGUGAAAAGGGAGUCAUUCUCCAUCCUUUCCACUGUACAUUUAGCGCCCACAGGACAAUUCAAUUGGCUGAUCAGUUUCCCCUUGUGGUCCAUAAUUUUGUGAUGGACAGUUUUGAGUCUAAAGAAAACCAUCCAGCAUUGGAAGGUGUUCCUAAACAAUUGUGGGCAACACAUAAAUAUGAUGUGGGUCUGAUCAAGGAUGCCACUCCAUUAGUAGUGGUUCCUAAAUCAGAUUACAGGCCUAAUAAGCGACAAUAUCCUCUGAGGCCCGAUGCAGAAGAAGGUAUGACUCCUAUUAUUGAGCAACUCUUGAACGAUAAAAUUAUUGUUCCAGCUCCAACUUCUCCAUGUAAUACCCCACUCCUUCCAAUAAAGAAAGCUGAUGGCAAAUCCUGGCGACCUGUUCAUGAUCUGCGUGCUGUGAAUGAGGCUGUGUUUGCCCGUGCAGCAGUUGUACCCAAUCCAGCUACAAUCUUGUCUUCAGUACCUGGUAAUGCAAAAUGGUUCACUGUGAUAGAUUUGGCAAAUGCUUUCUUUAGCAUUCCAGUUGAUCUGGCUUCACAAUAUUGGUUUGCUUUUACUUUUAAAGGUAAAAAAUAUACUUGGACCAGAGUUCCUCAAGGAUUUGCAGAAUCACCAACAGUUUAUUCAGCUGCAUUGCAGGAAAAUUUAGCAGGUUUUGUAUUUCCCAAGGGAAGUACUUUAAUUCAGUAUGUAGAUGAUUUGCUUGUGUGUUCGAUAUCUGAGGAAAACUGCAUCGCGGAUACAAACGCCCUUUUAAAAUAUUUAGCUUUGCAGGGACAUAAAGCGUCGCUAGAAAAACUCCAGUUGGUAAAACAAGAAGUGCACUAUUUGGGACAUGAGAUCUCACAAAAUAAACGAACAAUUGGCAAAGACAGAAUUCAAGCGGUACUGUCAAUGCCUAAACCAAUGACGAAGAAACAGGUGCUAUCCUUUUUGGGAUGUACAGGCUACUGUAGACAGUGGAUCUGUGAUUAUGCUAAAAUAGUUCAACCACUUUCAGACAUGGCGCAUGCGACUGGACUGACUGCACAUGACUUAGUGACUUGGACUCCUGAAGCUACUAACUCUUUUGUAAAACUGAAGGAAGCCUUGGCUUCUGCUCCAGCCUUAGGCAUUCCUGAUUUGUCAAGGGAUUUCACUUUGGCAGUGGAUGAGAAGAAAGGGUUUUAUAGUGCUGUUUUGCUUCAGAAGCAUGGUGAUAAACUUAAGCCAGUUGCUUAUUAUUCUCAAAGGCUUCCAUCUGUUGUGAGAGGGCUUCCUCCUUGUUCUAGAGCAGUGGCUGCGGCUGCAGCGGCUGUGACAGCUUCCUCUUCUUUAGUGGCUUACAGAUCUUUGACUGUUUUGGUUCCACACGCUGUGGCUACUAUUCUUCUUCAAGCUAAGACGGCUCAUUUUACCCCAGCUUCUACCCUCCAUUAUUAUAACAUUUUGAGUCUUCCACAUGUCACCUUGCAAAGGUGUAAUGUCUUGAAUCCAGCCACCCUUCUUCCUAUUGAGGAGGAUGGGGAAGCUCACGACUGUCUGGCAGUUAUUGCUGAAACAGUAACUCCUAGACAAGAUCUUUCUGUUGAACCUCUUCUUAAUCCUGACCUGAUUUAUUAUGUGGAUGGAUCAGCUAGAAGGUUGGAAGGAAUAGGGGCUGUUGGUUAUGCCAUUGUUACUGAUCAUGAAGUGGUGGAAUCAGCAAGACUUCCAGCUCAUCUUUCUGCUCAGGCUGCUGAGCUUUUCGCUUUAACAAGGGCAUGCAUUCUUGCAUCUGGAAAAUCUGUUACUAUCUAUACUGACAGCAGGUAUGCUUUUGGAGUAGUACAUGAUUUUGGGACUUUGUGGAAGAAUAGAGGAUUCCUUACGUCACAGGGUACCCCGAUUCAACAUCAUCAACUUGUUGGCAAUCUUCUUGAGGCUAUCUUGCUUCCGUCUCAGAUAGCUGUUUGUAAGUGCCAAGCACAUGUUAGGAUUGGAGAUGCUGUUUCUAAAGGAAAUUCUCUUGCUGAUUCUGCUGCUAAGUCUGCUGCGGUUUCAUCUGAAAUGCAUUCGCUUCAAAUGUACCUUGCUUUUCCAGCGGCUCAGACCCCUUUUGAUCCACACAUGUCCCUUAAAGACAUCCAAUCAAUGGCCAGUGCAGCAGAAAAGACUGCGUGGAGGAAACAUGGUCGUUGUGAUUCAAAGGGCGUCUGGAGGGGUCCACAAGAUAAACCUUGCUUGCCUAAGCAACUUUUCCCCUACAUGGCGAAGCUCUCCCAUGGACCGGAUCAUGUUUCAAAGGGUGGUAUGACUGAAUUCAUUGCACAAAAUUGGGACUCCAUUGGCUUUAGCACCGUAGCAGAAAACUUUUGCAAAAGAUGCCUGGUGUGUGCUCAACAUAACAUAGGUGAAAGCAGCUCUUCCAUCGCCUCUGAGGGAAGGAGAAACAACCCAUCCUUUCCAGCCAGGAGAUUGGGUUUUGGUGAAGGAUCUGAGGAGACGACAUUGGCAUUCUCCGCGGUGGAGAGGUCCAUACCAGGUCCUGCUUACUACACCAACGGCAGUAAAAGUCAAGGAGAGGACAACUUGGAUCCAUGCGUCCCACUGUAAGAGGG